Molecule: messenger RNA, 2035 nt
Organism: Panthera uncia (snow leopard)
Lineage: Eukaryota; Metazoa; Chordata; Mammalia; Carnivora; Felidae
Gene: KLHL13
Product: kelch like family member 13
Exons: 5
Coding region: 88-1767 (559 amino acids)
Biological process (GO): regulation of cytokinesis; protein ubiquitination
Cellular component (GO): Cul3-RING ubiquitin ligase complex
Molecular function (GO): cullin family protein binding; ubiquitin-protein transferase activity
Source: RefSeq, a predicted model, not a curated record
UAACCUUGAUUAGUGUCUCAACUCACGUUCUUGUUGUAGGGCUUUGACCAGCUUCGACUUGAAGGAUUGCUUUGUGAUGUGACCCUGAUGCCAGGUGACACGGAUGAUGCCUUCCCUGUGCAUAGAGUCAUGAUGGCCUCUGCUAGUGAUUACUUCAAGGCCAUGUUCACAGGUGGCAUGAAAGAACAAGAUUUAAUGUGCAUUAAGCUUCAUGGUGUGAGCAAAGUCGGUUUAAGGAAAAUUAUUGAUUUCAUUUACACUGCAAAGCUUUCCCUUAACAUGGACAACCUUCAAGAUACACUAGAAGCUGCCAGUUUUCUACAGAUUCUGCCGGUUUUGGACUUCUGCAAAGUGUUUCUCAUAUCUGGGGUCACUUUAGACAAUUGUGUCGAAGUCGGUCGGAUUGCCAACACCUACAAUCUGACAGAAGUGGAUAAAUACGUCAACAGUUUUGUCUUGAAGAAUUUUCCCGCAUUGCUGAGCACCGGGGAGUUCUUAAAACUCCCUUUUGAGCGUCUUGCCUUUGUGCUUUCCAGUAAUAGCCUUAAGCAUUGCACUGAACUCGAGCUCUUUAAGGCCACCUGUCGCUGGCUACGCCUGGAAGAGCCUCGGAUGGACUUUGCUGCAAAAUUAAUGAAGAACAUACGAUUUCCACUGAUGACACCACAGGAGCUCAUUAAUUAUGUGCAAACCGUGGAUUUCAUGAGAACUGACAACACGUGCGUGAAUCUCCUUUUGGAAGCCAGCAAUUACCAAAUGAUGCCGUAUAUGCAGCCAGUGAUGCAGUCAGACAGGACUGCCAUUCGCUCUGACACCACUCAUCUGGUCACACUGGGAGGAGUUCUGAGGCAGCAGCUGGUUGUCAGCAAGGAAUUGCGCAUGUAUGAUGAAAAGGCCCACGAAUGGAAAUCUUUAGCCCCCAUGGAUGCCCCAAGGUACCAGCAUGGCAUUGCCGUCAUUGGAAAUUUCCUCUAUGUCGUCGGCGGACAGAGUAAUUAUGACACGAAAGGGAAAACGGCAGUCGAUACAGUCUUCAGAUUUGAUCCUCGCUACAAUAAAUGGAUGCAAGUCGCAUCUUUAAAUGAAAAGCGCACCUUCUUCCACCUAAGUGCCCUCAAAGGAUACCUGUAUGCAGUCGGCGGGCGAAACGCGGCUGGUGAACUGCCCACAGUCGAGUGUUACAAUCCAAGAACAAAUGAGUGGACCUACGUUGCCAAAAUGAGUGAGCCCCACUAUGGCCAUGCUGGAACCGUAUAUGGAGGAGUGAUGUAUAUUUCAGGAGGAAUUACUCAUGAUACUUUCCAAAAGGAGCUGAUGUGCUUCGACCCUGAUACUGACAAAUGGAUCCAGAAGGCGCCAAUGACCACUGUCAGAGGUCUGCAUUGCAUGUGUACGGUGGGCGAGAGGCUCUACGUCAUUGGUGGCAAUCACUUCCGAGGAACGAGCGAUUACGAUGAUGUCCUGAGCUGUGAAUACUACUCACCGAUCCUUGACCAGUGGACCCCAAUUGCUGCCAUGCUAAGGGGGCAGAGCGAUGUUGGGGUCGCUGUCUUUGAAAAUAAAAUCUACGUGGUUGGUGGGUAUUCCUGGAAUAACCGUUGCAUGGUGGAGAUCGUGCAGAAAUACGACCCAGAUAAAGAUGAAUGGCAUAAGGUUUUUGAUCUCCCGGAGUCCCUUGGUGGCAUCCGAGCUUGUACGCUCACGGUUUUCCCCCCCGAAGAAACCACACCAUCACCUUCUAGAGAGUCCCCUCUUUCUGCACCGUAAGAUCAUCCCUCCAGCUAAGAUGCUGUAGUCCUAUCUUUGCAACGUGUCAUGAAUUCUCUUCUUUUGCCCCCCUUUCGUAGUGUGUUAGGAUUAGCCUCCAGUAAUCAAUACCGAUAUUGGAAAAAAGACAACCUUGAUGUUAUUUGUGCUGUUUGUUUGGCUUAGAGUGUUUAUAAAGUGGUAACAAAACCAUUCUGGAAAUGUAUCCCAUUGAAGCUGAUGUUUAACAUACAAAAAAAAAAAAACAAAAAAAACCCAAAAACCACAA